CGAUCUCUUUGAAGUCAACGAACCGCAAACAAAAAGCCAUCCAACUACAGUCAAACUUAGCUAAGUGAGAUCACUUCAAAUAAUCAGACCAAGUAAUGCACUUGAGACAAUUUCAAGAUUUUCAGGAUUUUCACUUUAAUGAUUUUCAAUUUUAGUUAUUCAGGCAGUUAUUGAAGCCUGAAUUCACCUUACAAGAGCUUUUUUGCUGCACAAACCAGUUCGUGUUGGUGGAAACCCCCAAAGGCAAUUUUCAUUUCACUGCCUCGUUUCAGCUUGCACUUGCCACUCGACUUGACUUUGGCUUCAUUGUGCUUUGGUUUUUUGGCCAAAACAGUUGGAAGAUAUAGGAGCCAUGCAGCUGAUCUAUCGUGAACUUGAAGCGGACAUACUCCGACGCACUAAUGCCGUCUUUCCGGCCCAAAAUUGCUUUGUUGAGGUGCUACCCGAUCAGUUGAUCAUUCCCAGGAAGUAUGUGGAGCUGGGCGAAUCGAUUCGAUCGCUUCCCGUUUACCAGGACGACGUGUGGAUGGUGUCCUAUCCACGAACCGGAUCGACGUGGGCCCAGGAGAUGGUCUGGCUGCUGGGUCACCAGUUGGAUUACGUGGUCGCUGAGCAGGAUUUGAGAUUGCGUUCUCCGCUCAUUGAACUGUCUGCUUUGUUCAGCACCGAUCAUCACGAGGCGGUGGCCCAAAAGUUUGGCAAUACCGUGGAUCUGGUUCGCAAUCUGCCACGCCCACGCUUUGCACGCUCCCACCUGUCCUGGCAUUUGCUACCCGAGCAAUUUGAGACGGUGAAGCCGAGGAUCGUAUACACCGCUCGAAAUCCCAAGGAUCUUUGCGUCUCCUACUAUCACUACUGCAAGUUGCUGCACGGCAUCAAUGGGGACUUUGAGCAAUUCGUGGAUCUUUUUCUUGAUGGGCACACACCGAUGGGAUCCUAUUGGAGGCACGUGCUGCCCUUUUGGAAACGUAGCCAGGACGAUAAUGUGUUGUUCAUCAAGUACGAGGACAUGGUCAAGGAUCUGCCCAGUGUGGUUCGCCGCUGUGCCAGAUUCCUGGGCGUGCACAGUCUCCUCGAUGUGAGCACUUUGCAGAGAUUGUGCGAUCACCUCACAUUCGACAAGAUGCGGGCGAACAAGGCGGUGAAUCUGGAGAAGGUGCUUCCGGAAUCCUCUUCCAAGUUCAUACGGAACGGCAAGAUCGGGGAUUGGCGCAAUCACAUGGGCAAUGAGAUGUCGGAGCGCUUUGAUGAAUGGAGCGAGAAACAUAUGCGUGGUGCCGGAUUAAAAUUUGACUACGAGUGAAAAACCCCGCUUGCCUAUAAUAUUCUUUUGUGUUAGUUAAACGAUUUGUGAAUAAACUUAAUUGGAUUGUUAUUGGAGAAAAAGUAAAAAUACGUUUAUGGAGACUAUGAAUAGUUAUAACCAGACUUAUGGGUUACUUACCCGUACAUUAAAUUAAAUUGAAAUUUUUUUUAAAUUUCUUUCCUUUAAAAACUUCUUCCAGUGUC
Messenger RNA from Drosophila sechellia, 1509 nucleotides. It is a transcript of the gene St2, whose product is annotated as Sulfotransferase 2. Gene Ontology annotation, molecular function: sulfotransferase activity. Lineage: Eukaryota; Metazoa; Arthropoda; Insecta; Diptera; Drosophilidae. The coding region runs from base 353 to 1303 and encodes 316 amino acids. The record is from RefSeq and is a predicted model, not a curated record. The transcript has 2 exons.